AUGGGCAAUGCUGACAAUACGCCCGAGUCUUUGAAGAAUAUCAUGUCGUCUUUGUUCGGUACGGAAUGUUCGGAAUGGCCCUUCUCAGACUCGGCUCUGACACAAGCGUUAAUGUUCAAGACCCAGCAAGAAAAAACCAAGCAGCAGUUCUACAAAUUGGAGUGUGUGAAUCGCUCGAUAGAGCUGCUCAAAACAGCAAUGAGCGCGAAUGUGCCGGGCCAUAUGAUUACGCAUUUGUUUCAAGGAUCAGGAUCAGGCGUGGAUCCGACAAACGACAAAGCUAGCGGGCUGCAGGACUCGGCCGCUCCAAACACAAACUCUUCUGGCUCCUCAGCUGCUGUGACUAGUCUUGGGUCAAAGAAACCAUCGGAAUCGAUACCCUUGAAUUACAAAUUCCCCCCCGUCAAUACUUCUGUCACUCUGCACCGAAGAACAAACUCGCCGGCGAGAAUCGGGGCUGCUGCGGUGGCAAAUCUGACGGAGAAUAAUCAGCUCAAAGAGGAGGAAAAUAACGAACUUCCGGACCCGGGGGCGCCACAUCCGCCUAACGUUGCACACCAGCGAUCCCCUCUACAAUUUCGUACGCAUCGCCGAAACUUAUCACUGCCUCUAGCACGACCCGCCCCAUUGUUACCUCAAGAGCUCCCAGCACAAUAUUCGAACAGACGCUCACAAAACCCAAUGACUUCAGUGAUAAAUUUCGGCUCCUGGCAGAGUUACGAACCAAGUCCUUCUUCGAUGAUGAUGAAAAGGCAGGGGUCGAUCAAAAAACAUCGUAAGACGAAAUCGGCAACGACAGCCUCCAACUUUGGCGUCAUAGAUCUUAAUAUGGCAAACCAGGUUCGCCUCCCAGAGCUGCCCAAAUCUCAGGACUUUUUAAAGAGAAACACAGACCACACGAACGAGGACGAAAAUGAGUUUGAUGAUCAGCAGACAUGUAGUGACCAUAGUAGUAGGGAGACAACACCAAUCAUUCAGGUUACGAAAGGACCCAAUUUUGCUAAUAAUCUCUUAAAUAGCUAG
Lachancea dasiensis is the source of this 1023-nucleotide messenger RNA. The record is from the annotation of a GenBank genome assembly. NCBI's taxonomy places the organism in Eukaryota, Fungi, Ascomycota, Saccharomycetes, Saccharomycetales, Saccharomycetaceae.